This is a messenger RNA of Stylonychia lemnae, 3498 nucleotides long. The record is from the annotation of a GenBank genome assembly. Lineage: Eukaryota; Ciliophora; Spirotrichea; Sporadotrichida; Oxytrichidae.
AUGCUCGUAAAUUAAUUACAGAUGCGAAGAAACUCUAAUGCAAAUGAGCAAUUGGAAUCCUCCAUUAAUAACUAGAGUGAUAUCUCUCGCCAGUCAAUGAGCAUGAGCUCUACUCUCUAGAAAUAUGUUACCAAGAGGGAAAUGAUCUUUCUAAACAAGACUUCUGAAGGCGAGUUAAACUAAUCUCAGAUUUCCGGAUUAAACGAUUCCAGAGAUAUGAGCGAUACAUCUUCAAUAGGUGGAAAUAGAAGUAAAUUGCUUAUUUAGAAGGAUAAAACUAGCAAUCAAAUUUGGGUUCAGAGAAUUCCAAAGCUUGCAAAUUCUAUGGAUUUACCUCCUCCUACUAAUGGAUAAAAAAGAAAAGUGAGGGCAAAACCAAAAACUAAAUAGAAGACAAGUUUUGCAGAUUCCUCAACAAGUAAUGCAGAGUAAUCUAGUAUAAAUGACAUGUCUUAGACUUAGAUCUAGAUUGAAAUUCCAAAUAAUAGCUAAAAUGAUGAUAAUGAAUAGCCUAGAGCUCGACUUGAGAGUAUAGCUGAGGAUACUAUUAAUGAGACAGAGGAGGAUCAAUAGAAGAAAUCUUCAUUUAUUAACUCCAAAUAAAAUGAGACACCUUUAAAAAAUGCAAGUGUAUACACUGCAAAGUUUGGGAAUUCUUUACACGCAUCUUAAAUCACUCCAGACUCUUAGAAUAAUAGUUAUGUGUAACCAUAGGGUAAUAAUUAGCCAGUGAUUCAAGCCACAUAUAUCACAUAUAACAAUACUAUUUAGAAUUAUGAAUUUAAAGAUUUUAAGUAUGUGGGGGUAGAAAACAACUUUAACAAUUCAACUCAAAAUGUUUAUAAUACUAAUUCUCAAUAUUACAAUCAAAAUGCAAAAAAGAGGAAAAAUCCACAAGAUAUGUACCCUAAAGACUCAAUUGAUUAUCUUACACAUAAUCUGGAUAAGCAAAGUCUUAUCCAUACUAUCAGUAAUGCUGAUUAGGAUGUCAUAAACUAAAUACUUCUCAAGCAGCAUCAAUAAAUAGCUUCUUAAUAAGAUGAUAUGAUUAUAUUGGAGUAGCCUAGUUCUGAAUUUCAAUCAGUAGACCUGUUUAACAAUAGUAUUUAAAUAUCAAGGACUGGCUCAAUACCGAAUCUCAACUCGAUUCAAUCUUUUAAGAAGCUAGAUUCUCCAGAAAGUUUCAUGAAAAUACCUUAAAAUUAGCAAAGUAACUAUCAAUCAAAUGGAGCAGUAAACAGUCUAAACUUAUCAUAAGCAGAAAGAAGCAAUGAUGUGAAUAAAAAGAACUAAAUAAAUUUGAAUAAGAGAAUUUCUAUAAUUAGACCUCAACAGCAUAUGUAAUAAUUGAAAAAAAUACAGUCUUUGUAAAGUAUUGAGCAGCUUGAUAAGAACAGUGAAAUAUCUCCACCAAAUAAAUAUAUGGUAACUGAUGAGGACCUCAAAGGUUCUGUAAUAUCUAUUGAUAAUUAUAAUAAUAUAUCAAUUCAAAUCAACAAUGAUAGUGAACUGAAAAAUAAUAAAGAUCUAAGAGCCUUCUUUUAAGCUCAAAUAAUUCGACCUAUGAUAAACGAUUAAGGAUAUUCUCCAGCCUACGAAUCCUUACUUCUUAAUGAGAGUUAUGAUGAAACCUUAAGAAAAAAGCUUAAUCAAGUAAGAAGUACUCAUGAAAUUUAAACAAUGGAAUAAAAGUCAAGUAGAAAUUCAGUACACAAACUAAGAAAUAGUGGAGGUUCAGGAGGAAUUAAGUAUCCCUCUUUUGGAGGAAAUGGCUAGGAUUUCUCUCAGGUUUAAUUCACUGAAAAGUAAGAGUAGUAAUUCGUGCCAUCUCUUUUGAGAUAUAACAAAUAAAAUCUAAAUUUAAAGGAAACAUCCUCCUCAUUAAAUGUUUCAUCAAAUUAAGUAAGCAUUGAUCCUAUCUAAACCUUAAUGCAAUCUGAGAAGACUAUAAAAAUAAUUAGAACACCCAAAGAUUCCUAAAAGAAUAAAGGUAUAUUUGCUGCAGCUUCAAACACUUAAUAAGAAGAGCCAAUUAGAAAGUAAUCUGAAAAGAAAAUAGAGACGAUUACUAUUAAACUCACUUAGCUAAAAGAUAUUGCACCUUAAGAAUAACUAUUUGACACUAUUGUUGAAGCUAAAGGAGAGUAGGAGCAAUCUCCAGCUCGAAAGCUUUCAAAAAUUACAAGCUAAAUAUAAUCUCCAGAUCUUUUAUCACCAAAGCAAAGUGAUAGCUAACAGGCGAAUAAUCAAUAAACCCAAAACAGUAAAAACAAUACUCUUAGUCUUAAUUCUUCACCAGGACUAAAUUCACAUAGACUGACCGAUGGAAAUGGAAGAAUGAUAUCGGUAAAAUUUGUAGAAAGAGAAUUUAUAAAACUAAUGGACGAUAGCAUAGAUAUGGGUAGUGAAAGAUUUAACACUCAGAGAGCAUCAAUUAAUGAAAAAUAAAGCAUUAAAUACUAGCAUGAAUAAGUAGCCAAGUAAUUUUCAGACUAAAAACCGAAGCAAUCAAUCUCAAAAACUUAGAGAGUAACUUUUCAAGAAGAGAAUGAAAGGCUAUUUCACAGUGCAAUGUCACUUAACUCAAUACCAUCUUAAUCUCCCUCUAUUGGUACAAAUAAAUAAUCAGAGGCUUCGAUUUAAAAUCAAAGAUAGAAAUCAAUUUCUAAAACAAGGAGUAGAGUUAGUACAAAUGAUGUAGUUUAAAGGCUUUAUUAAACAUCAAGAGCAAGUAAAAGCCCUUUAAGAUCUAGUUUAAAGAAAAUGGAUAGUGAGAAUGAUCCAUUUAAAAGUGGGAAAACAAGUCCUCAAAAUUUUUAAACUUUUACCAGUCUUCCUUAAUCUGCAAAAAAUAAGAUCUUUUCUGGACUUAGAGAUGAUUUCUCACAUUAGCUGAGUUUACUAAAAGCUGAUUCAAGUCCUGGUCCAACUAUGAUGAGAAAGAUGCCAAUUAUUGAGAAUAAAGAAAAGAAAAUAGUAAAAUUGAUUCUUGAUGACGAUGAUGAUGAAUAGGAAGAAUUAACAAUAAAAAAUUAGGCUAAAACAUAUUAAAUUAACAGCAAUAUUACUCCUUCAGAUCUUUCAUUCUUUGAAAGCUAUGACAGCAGAAAGUAAUUUUCAGAUAAAAAGAAGAAACCCUUAUAUAAAUCAGCAAUAUCAACAAAUCUUACAUCACGACCGACAACAUAGUUAUCAAAUUUAACAAAAUAACCUCAAAUUAAGAAACCAUCUAUUAUCACUGGUGAUUCAAGAAGAGCUAUUUAAACUUCCAGAAAUACUUUAGUAAAGUCAUCUAGAGAUAAUACUCCUGGAACACCUCAAAGUACUGCACUUAAAGCAUUAAAGGAGAAAGCGCCAUUAACUAAAGUAGGCAUAAGAAAUAAGCCCGGUCUUUCCAAGUAAUCCUCGCAGCAAGAUAAAUAUUUCGAACCUUACUAAGAAAAGAAGAAAAUUGAGGGAACAGUAAGUCAUUUAUAACUUUAUCAUUUUUUAGAGUGA